ACUUUCCAGAAGAUUGGACAUUGGAAUAGAUGUGGAGAAACUUCAACAGACUGGAUGGGGGUAGGGUAAUCGAAAUAGAGUUCCCUAAGAAGAGAGAUUGCCUGGGAAGGAGAUUCAGGUUUGUUAGGUUCUUGGAAGUUAAAGAUGCUGGUGAGCUGGAACGAACACUGAAUCAGAUUCAAAAUGCAAGAAUUAAACUUCAAGCCAAUAAGCCACGGUUUGAGAAAACAUGUUAUGAAAAUCAGCAACACAGGAACAUAGGAAAUAUGACGAGAGGGAUGGUUGUAGUUAAUGCAGAACGGCAACAGAAAUUGACUUAUGCAGAUGUAGUUAAAGGAAAGGCCGCAGAAAACAAGGAGUAUGGGGUGAGAAGGGGACAGUUCCACGGAGCAAGAAGACGAGAUCAAGCCACAAAUUCCAGAGCAAGUGAGCAAAGAAAAUGGAGAUGGAAGCCAAAAACACGACCCCAAGCAUGGAUAGGAAUGGAGUUCAAUGAGAAAUUCUAUAUGGAAGGAGUCUUCUUUUGCAAGAUCAGAGCAAUGGGAUGUAGGCUAGUACUGUUGGAAGGACAUGACUAUGAAGACUUAAAGGAGUUGGUCGAGAAUGGCCGAGACUGGUUAGGACAUUGGCUCGAGGAAAUCAAACCAUGGUCACCAACCAUGGUGGCAACAGAGAGGUUCACAUGGAUUAAGUGCUUGGGACUACCUCUACAUGCAUGGAAGCCGAAAUAUUUCCAAUCUUUUGGAAACCUUUGGGGCACUUUUGUCUCGGUGGAUGAUAGCACUAGCAAGAAAAACCCUCUUGACGUUGCUAGAUUCCUCAUAUCAACACCCAUAAUGGAACCCAUCUCAAAAUGCUUAUCCAUAAAGAUUAAUGGAGUCAUGUUUAGAGUUAAAUUCUCUGAGGAGUCCAGCAACGGGUUGUAUGUAAUGAGCUCAGAUUUUAAAAUCAAUGAAGGUUGUGAGAAGGGCGAGGAAUAUUCAAUGAAGGGUUCUGAGGAUACAGAUCUUAGCAUGCUUGGAUUGGAAGCCGAACAAAAUAGGGGAGAUGAAGAAGAAGAUGAUAUGGCGAUCCGACUAGAAAUGCAGGAGAUAAAUGUGCAAAAUGAGGUGAGACACACGGAUGUGGUGGCAUCAUUAGCGGGUGACACAUCAGCUAUUGUGAUGGUGGGUCAACUAAAUGGACAAGAAAAAAGUAGGUUAGGUACUGAUGAAGCAACAGAAGAAGAAGACUCUAUGACAGGGCGAACAAUCGAAAAACAUGAGGAGGCAGAGGAGAACACAUCGGGUGGUUUGGAAGGGCUUACAAGGGACUUGCCGGAAUGGGCGACAGUGCUCGAAGGAAAGAAGAACAAGAAGAAGAAACGGAGAGUGAAGCCAUGCCAGUCGGUGUACUUGCAAACUGGUGGCCUUGGAGGUUUUCUAAUGCAGAAGAAAAAGAAGGGGAAUCGGUCAAUGAUGGAAAAAAUGACGCAACAGGUCAUAUUUGAGGCAGAUCCAACAGAUUCAAUGGCAGAUGACUCAAUAAAUGACUGCAAUAUCCAAAAUUGCAACAAGGGGAUUGGAGUGAAGAGCAAAAUCAAAUACUCAAAAGCAUUAUGGUGCUGUAUCAAGGAACUGGGGGUUUCUAUGAAAGGGGACGAGUUGUUGAUAAUCCGAAAGCUUGAAGAGAUGGAGCAGCGAGACAAGGAAAGAAGAAAGAAAGACACAGCAACAACACCCACUGGAAAUCAAGUGUUUCCUAAUCCCCCAUGAUUUUGCUAUCUUUAAACAUUAGGGGGUUGGGGGGUUGCAAGAAAAAGAGAGAGGUCCAUGAGUUAGUGACCAAACAUAGAGUGGAGGUUUUAUUCCUACAAGAAACAAAAGUAGAAUCUGUCGAUAAAAGAUAUUGUAGAAG
Rubroshorea leprosula is the source of this 1896-nucleotide messenger RNA. The record is from the annotation of a GenBank genome assembly. Lineage: Eukaryota; Viridiplantae; Streptophyta; Magnoliopsida; Malvales; Dipterocarpaceae.